ACAAGAGUUGCACUCUCAUCCUCGUUUCAUCCCGGUUUAAAUUUCUCCGUACUUUUGUAGUAUAUGUCACUGAUGGCUGAACUUGGUGAAGGUCCAGAAGGCGGGCCACCCCCCGCUCCACAAGGACCUCGACCCCCACACCCUGGACCUCCCCAACAAGGUGGUGGUCCUCAGUCAGGUGCUCCACCAAGGCCAAUGCGUAUGCAGGGACCAGGACCUAUGAUGGGGAAUAACCCACCCAUGAGGUCCCCCCACGGAGGAAAGGGACCUCGUAUGGGAAGACAUGUAAGUAGAUUAAUGUUCACUUCAAGAGUUUUAGAAUUGAAGGCCUUGUAUAUAUAUCUGACUUUUUUAAAAGACGUAAAUCAUAAUGGUCUUAAUGUUGAACAGGAUAGGAACAAUAGCCGUUACUUGCAUAAUUCCUAUAGCUACAUUUUAGGGCAUGUAUGGAACAAUUUACCGCUCCCUGCACAAUCUGCAUCGACAUCUGUCAGUGCUUAUAUGUAUUAAUCUAGCACAGUGUAAAUAACAUGAGUUCCAUUAUAGUAAAUAAUACAGAAAGAAAUUGAAGGAAAACAAUUAAAGCGAGUCUUGCAUUUUCGGUUCAGUUUUGAACCGAGAUUUUCCGAAGUUGACAAGUCUCUCUUUCUCGCUCCGCCCCUCCGUACUACGUCAUGUAAUGUACACUAUAGUGGAUCGAUACUAUAUGACAAUGAAAGAGAGACUUGGAGCAAGUCUAGAUUUGAGCUGGAGACAAAAUCUGAUUUCAACGAAUGUUAACUAGAAAUGUUGACACAUGUUGCCUCGUGAUUUGUAAUUUAUGUGUAAAUAUGUUCAGUUAACAUGCGUUGAAAUCAGAUUUUGUUGCAAGUUGCAGCAAUUUUGUUGCUCGUAUUACUCCACCUUUACACAGUACAACUCAAGUUGUGAGCAGGUUGCAUGCGACAGUUUUAGGCAAAAGUUUAGUGUAAAUUGACCUUUACAUAAACCAUUUUUUCAUGCUUAGAAAUGUAGGCACUGUAUAGAUCUUUAUCAUGCUUUUUUAGUCAACUGCGUCACUAACAUCGUUUCUAAAAACAGAAAAUUUUUAAUAGGGAUUGUAUGCAAUGACUUUCAAACAAGACAUAAUAGGAAAAAACUUACGUUAUCGUGGGACAAUUCCAUUUUGCCUUCAUAUUGUGCCCUGAAGGCUAGUUAGUACGUUUCUGUAUAUGUUGGCCGCGUUAAAAUUUCUUGUGGGCUCCUGCCGACACGUUUUUCUUCGAAGGUUGUAUUGAACUCUAUUACAGUUAAAAAAAUGUGAAUUUUCAAAUACGUUUCUAACACAAAUGACUUACAUCAUUUGAAAGCUUGCAAAAAACUACAUAUAAGACAUUUAAACGGUUACUCGAGUUUUUCUUGAGUUAUGAGCUUUUGAAUGCGUGUUUUCAGACUAGUACCCAGGAAUUUUUUUCGAGAUUUUGGUUUCUUUUUCACAUUUGAAACGGCAAUAACUCGAAAACCGCUUGAAAAUCCCAACUAACCAUUUAAAUGUUUCAUAUGUAGUUUUUUGUUAGUUUUCUAUUGAUGCAAGUCAUUUGUAUUAGAAAUGUAUCAGAAAUUUCACAUUUUUUAACUGUAAUAGAGUUUAAUACAAAAUUCGAAGAAAAACGUGUCGGCAGGAGCCCACAAGAAAUUUUAACGCGGCCAAUAUACAGAAACAUAAUUACUAGCCUUCAGGGCACAAUAUGAAGGCAAAAUGAAAUUGUCCCACGAUAUGGUAAGUUUUCCAUAAUUUUGGUCCUCUAUCUGCCUGACUAUAACAACAAAGAAUAAAAUGUAUUUGCUGACGUUUUGUUUCAGGGUGGGCAUCAAGGCGGACAUCAAGGCGGGCAUCAAGGUGGACAUCAAGGUGGACAUCAAGGCGGACAUCAAGGUGGACAUCAAGGUGGACAUCAAGGUGGACAUCAAGGUGGACAUCAAGGUGGUCAUCAAGGUGGUGGUAUGCCACCAUGGAAUUCUGGAAGAGCUAGUGCUCCAAAACCACUCAUGAGUUCACCGGUACCCCCACCUCCUAACCUAAAUAGAGGGCCCCCUCCUCCCGGUAAUCAUCAACCCUGGAAUAAACAAUCACCUGGUAACUCAGGACCACCAACACCUUUUGGCAUGCAAGGUAAUAAAGAUAUCGUAUUAACCCGUUCACAAUUGCAAGAUUAAUGAAGCUCACAUCUCUUAACAGGGUUUAAUAUUACGGACUUGAACCAUAUUUUAAGGAACAUUUCUAUAUCGAAACCUAGAAAAAAUAUCUAUUUGUUUAUCGCUAGGCCCCCCACAGCAUGGACCCCCUCCUGGAAUGUCGGGUCACCCCCCUCCGCCCGGACAUGGUCAAGGUCAUGGUCCACCUCCUUGUCCCCCUCCCUCCGGGCAACAAAAUUCAGGACCACCACCGCCGCCACCCCCUGGUCAAAACACAGCCCCACUACCUCCAUGGCAGGCUCAAUCAAGUAUGUAUGAGAGUUUUAUUAAAUAGCUGGAGGUUUCAGGUAUAUUGGUAUUUAGACCAUAUUACUUUUGGUAUAUAGUAUUUUAUUGUUAAAAUAGAUUGAAAUAUGGGUAUAAAGUACACUACAUUUACCCAAGAUAAGUACUCAGGCAGAUGUAGCAAGGAAUUUUAAGUAUACUGGUAUAUAUAUUUGAAAAAAAAUCAAUUUAUUGGACCAUGUCCAAGCGGUAGAGUGCGAACGGGACUCAAAGUCCCAUGCGAGGCACUCCCCCGUUGCAAACUGUAAAUAUUUCUUAAAUAUUUACAUUAAUAAACAGAUUUAGAUCGAGGACGCGGACUUCAAAGACGACGUGAAAAUGGCGUAGCAUAUCCAUACAUGGGCACAACACGCCAUUUUCACGUCGUCUUUGAUGUCCGCGUCCUCAAUCUAAAUCUGUCUAAUAAUAGCUAUGAAAAAACAUAUGCCAAUUACUUGAGCACCAACUAAUUCUUAAAACCGCACGCAACUUACAGUAAUGGUGCUUGAAUAUAAAGGGUAGAGUACGUUUACACACAAACGAUCACUCGGCCGAUUUCAGGUAUUGCCGAAUGUUAAAAUGACAAAAGUUAUAUCAGUUGACAACACAGAGUAGACAGAUAUACAGAACUACAACUAGUGCACCCACCUCUUUGUGCGCGUGCUCGGCAAGUUACUAGAUGCAUGCAUCCCAUUGGAUGGCGGCUCGCUUUAACUGCUCGCCGAACUUGCCGAGCACGCGCAGUAAAUGAUAUAGCCAGUAUUAUCGAGUAUAUUAGUGCUCGGGUAACUCCCCCCCCCCCCUGGCUGGGUCUGCACAAUAAUGUGUAGUCCACUUCUGGGAUUCAACAUUUUCCUGUCAAUUGACAACUAAAGCCUCUUUUCCAUUCAUCUAUUCUCGACAAUUUGUUUUAAUUAGGUGCAAGCACUCGCAGCGGGCUUGCGAAUUGAUUUUGCAGUGAGUGGAAAAGAGCAUUUAUAAAGGCAGAAAAAAAUAGAUUUAAGCCCUUCAACUAAAGCUCCGUUUACACGAGCAAAUUUUAUGCAUUUGUCACAAUAAAUUUGUCACAAAUUUAUCAUCUGCACGAGCAAAAUAUCUUUGACAUAUGGAAUUUAUCAAAUAAAAUUCGCUCGUGUAAAGGGGACCAUAAUUCAAUCGAGUUGGAUGCCAACAAAAUGUUGAUAUUUACCCAUACUUUGACGUCAUAUUUCAAAUCCGACUAUGAGGACUCGACUAGAUUUCAAAUCGCGCAAUGGACAACUUGCAUGUUAGACUAAAUUUUAAUCUAAGUAAAGAGAAGGGAAUAAAACACAACAGUUACUGUCGUUCCAAUUGAAGUGUUCCUCAAAUAUUGAUUCAAUACAUUACCUCGGGCUGACCAAUUCAUUUGAUCAAGUUCCUCGAGAUAUUCAUACACUUCCUAGUAUAAUUGUAAACUUCCUGUUGAAUAGUUUGAAUGCACCAAUCACCUUUGCUGUUUGUGCAACUAACCAAUCAUAAAUAGAAAGGAAGUGACCAGAAAUGAUCAAAUACUUGGAAUUGGCUCUUUCACAGGAAGUGUAUGAAUAUUUCGAGGAACUUGAUGAAAUGAAUUGGUCAGCCCGAGGUAAUGUAUUGAAUCAAUAUUUAAGUAACACUUCAAUUGGAACGACAGUAAACAUUAAUUUCUUUUUAAUUUUCUUCAUGAAUUAUUGUGUAUUUUAAGUGUAUAUAACUUUCCACUCCAUAAUUUCCAUCUACAAUGACCAAAUAAAAUAACAAUUUGAACAUCAUGAAAUUAUUUGUAUUUAGAUCCCUGGCAAGCAGCAGCAGCAUUUGGUUUCAACCCACCUCCCCCGGGUUAUGGUGCAUAUCCUGCUCAACCUCCUCCCCCGCCCCCACCGCCUGCACCAUCAACUGAAUCUCAGGCACCACCACCUCCAUGGGUAAGCCUUAAUCUUUUAAUUUUUGAAUGAAUAUGUUAUCUGCGGCCUCACGAGUUACGAUACGAUUGUGAUAUUGACGGGUGGCAUUUAACCCAUCGAGUCGCAUUGCGCCCCAAUGUGCCUUACUUUGUUAUUUUACUCCGUCUAACGCCAGACGAUCUCACUCGUGGCGCCGGCUGCACCGAAAUGAUCAAUGGAAAUUUCCAUUGCAAGAUCUUGAAAUUAUCAUUUUUUCAAUAGCACGUGAUCAUAUUCGGCCAAUUAAAUUUAAUAAGGUGAUAUAUAGUAAUUACUUCUAUCAAGAUAUGAUGGUCUGGAAACUAAUUGUGUUAUGUGUUUGUCGGAGUUUAUGUUAAUUUGUGUACGGUCACGGUGAUUUAGCUCAUUGUAUUUUCGUAUAAAGUAAUCGUCCAACAGGAAUAGCUGAGGUGAAACGUGCAACCACGAUGAAUUAUUUUUAAUGAAGUUGAGACAAAGGAUUUGUGCAUGGUGAGAUACAGUUCAACAUCAAACAAAGCUCUUCUAUUUUGUGGCUUUGAAGUUUGCCAGGCUUCCAGACCAUAGCAAAAAAUAAUGUUGGAUCUUGGCAUAGAACCCCAGACCUGGCUUGGCUGGCAUUAAAUUUUAGGUCGUUGCAUAAUGCUAACAGACACAAUAAAAUAAAAUACAUGAAACCUCUGCAACCCCUCCUUGCAGAUGAGGUUAGAUCCGCCCCUGGUGACAACCUUUGUACCAUGUUGUUUAAUCUAACCAUUAUCUUUCUUCAUUAACUAGGCUCAGGUUCUUAUGGCAGCCUCACAACCACCUCCACCGCCGCCACCUAACUAAACAUUCAUUUCUCAGCUCAAAGACCGAAGUAAAAUUAUUUUAUUAUUCUCCAACUAGGAGAGAACACACUCUUUUCAUCCAUGCGUGCCUUUUGUACUAUAUGGAAGGCGUCAGAUUGCACGGGACUUUUAUCCGAUGGGGUUUUAAUGCCAAUACUACACGUAGUUAGUGUGCUGUCCUAAUCUAUAAGGGGGUUGUACAAGAGAGCAACUAGUGCUUGAUCAUUUUACCCCAUGGGGCUUUUAUACCCUUACCUUUACUGCUUGGAAGAUGUUUGUGGUCUUGAUUUGAGUUUAGCCUUAAAAAGUUUGUUUGUAAAAAGUCAUAAGGCGAACUCGAUAUAUAGGGUCAUUAGUAUCACUAAUAUUUUUUAUCCCAAGGGGCAUUCGCAUCCUGUAAUCUCUAAUACGUGAUCAAAAAUAUUUUAUCUGCAAUCAUGCCAAGGGUAUAUUAGUAUUACGAGUAUUGUUCCCAGAGGUAGAAAGGUAUCGGAACCUGCAAAUCUAGUCCCCAGAAAUUUUUUAGGAUCUACAUUUUUGCAGAACUUUUUUGCAGACAAUUUUUAUGUGUGAUAGCUAAUUCUGAAAAUCAGACUGAUUGAAUAUCUAAAGUUACUAAAUAUCGGAUUAUUAAAAUGAUUGAAUACCUAAUUAAUCUAUUGACUGGAUACCUAAAUUACAGCGGACAGGUUCAUCAAAAAUAUUCAUAUGGCCUGCACUAGGAAAUUUGUUUUUAAUCCUGUAAGACUGUGACUACUCUGAUUACUUCAGGUUUUACCUUAUCCUAUUCCUUAUCAGUCUUAAAGACAUAUUGCUUCACAUGAAAACACCAUAAGACAAACACAAACGACAAAACCCCUAUUUAUAUUGCAAUAUUCUGCAGAAAAUUUUGAGUUCUAAAUCCAGGUUCCCAGAUAUUUUUCACCUCUGAUUGUUACUACGUGAAAAUGAACAUUUUGAUCUUUUUUGCUGCUGAAACAAGGCAUAAGGGAUUCACCUAAUUGUCUCCACGUUCUAGAACUAAAACUUUAACAUGUGUGUUUGGUUAAUGUAAACAUUGUAGCUGUCUUGAAACAGCAGAGGCUUUUAAAGUGCAUUAUAGAAUCGAAGAUUUUUAUUGUCCUAAAGAAAAAUGGCAACAAAAAUUACGUUUGCUUAUGUACGAGUCAAAUCCAACCGCGAUCAGCCCCCCCCCCCCGGGCAACCCCCGGGGAAUUUGACUUUUGAAAAAAUAAUUGGUCAAAUGCCCGCCCGAACAGGCAGAAACCACAGUCAAAUGCCCUGCUAUAGCAGUAUAGGGGUAGUCCUGUUUCGAAUUUUGACUAAAAUUAAAUUUAAGAGGUAUUUCAAGAUUAAAAAGAACGAAAAAUAGGCCAGACAGUUCUUCUUUUUGUUCAACUGGGCAUAUUAUAUCAUAUAUCUAUGAUUGAUAUUUGUGAUUCAGAAGCAAUUUUCAAACUAUCGAAAAGACGCAAAAUAGAAAACUCGUAAAGCGCUAGAAGGUACACAUCUUUUUAGGGAAAACUGCUGAGCAAGUUGUUGUCAAGUGGUCAAAUGCCCGGCCGGGCCGUCAAAUUCCCGACCGGGCUGUCAAAUUCCCGCCUAUACGGGGGUAAUGUUAAGUCAAAUGCCCUGGGGUUGCCCGGGGGGGGGCUGAUCGCGGUUGGAUUUGACUCGUACAUUAAUUUGAAAGAAUAUUUGAUGUAAUUAGUUCUUUGUAGGAUUGCAUGACGUUGAAACAUAUAAUACAUUUUGUUUGUGGAAACACCACGUUAAUUUAUUACUGCAGUAUUAAAUUUACGUGGUGUUUCUUCCACAAACAAAAAGUAUUAUAUGUUUGAUGUAUUUACAAAUCUUUUUUAAAUGCUCCCAAAUUAUCUUAAUUUUUGAGAUAUUUUGAAACCAAACCAAACCAUCCCGCCAUCUUGUUUUAUAAUUAGAUCUUACUAAAUGACGUCACAACCAUGCUAGACAUUUUAGAACCAAUCAAAGGCCGUUGAGGUCGACUCACGGACGGAUGAGAUCAAAUGAAAAUGACAGAAAGAAUUUGAGCAGUUUUUUCGCAAACGGGAACCGUGCGAAUUUUACCAUUUGUCGUGCUUCUUUUGCCAAAUCAAAAGAACGAACGCGUGCUCCAACCCGAUUUCCGGUUACGGGAAACAGUGCGCGCAAAGCAGGCCGGUCAUUUCUCAUUGUUUAACUGCCCCACAUUCAUGUAACCACAAAGACUCGCAGAUGUUGUUUCGCCCGUGAAUAAAGAGCUUGUACAUUAAUUUCAGAAUAGACAAUAGUAAAAAAAUAGGAUGUAGCAUUAACGUUGCGUUAGGCCUGUUUUAUACGUCGAAUUUCGGUCGCGUUGAAUGCAAUUUAUAAUGAAGCUUACUGAGGUUUAUCAUCUCAUCUAUUGAGUCUUAAUUCGACGAAUAAAACGGGCCUUGAAUUGCUCAAGAUAUAAAAUAAUGUUAUCCUUGUUGUGAUUUCACGCCAGUGAACUCUAAAAGGACUGGAACCAGGUUUGAAUCGUUAAAAUUGAAGCCUUUUGAUUAAAAAAGUACUAAUUGUCGCUCAAAAUCAAGGGGAUUUUAGCCUGCAUGAGAUUUAGUUUGUAGAAAAAUUUUUUCUCGUUUGUUUACUGCUAUAGUAAAAGCAAUAUUUGGA
Molecule: messenger RNA, 7909 nt
Organism: Paramuricea clavata
Lineage: Eukaryota; Metazoa; Cnidaria; Anthozoa; Malacalcyonacea; Plexauridae
Source: the annotation of a GenBank genome assembly